This is a messenger RNA of Ostreobium quekettii, 4224 nucleotides long. NCBI's taxonomy places the organism in Eukaryota, Viridiplantae, Chlorophyta, Ulvophyceae, Bryopsidales, Ostreobiaceae. The record is from the annotation of a GenBank genome assembly.
AUGUUCCGGGCGGGCCUGGUGCUGCUCUGCCUGCUGGCGGUGGCCGGCCAGAAGGAGAUCGACAGGGGAGGGGCGGGCGGCCGGGAGGGCCCGGCGGACGCUGUGCUGGGGAUCGAGCCCUACGCGGACGGCGGCCUGAGGCCCCGGCAUGGGCGCCGCCUGCUGUCAGGCUCGCAGGACGAUGUCCUGCUGGUCGGUAAAUUAGACGGUACUGUGACGGCGCUGGAGCUGGAAACCGGGCAUAUCUUGUGGUCGUUCGACUCCGGCUCACCGUUGGUGUCCUCCGGCAGCAGCCAGGCGGGCGAUGGCGUGCCCAUGGCCCGCGUCUUCCCCGGAGCGGAUGGGACACUGUACAGGGUGCAGAGCGGGGGAGCGAAUGCAAAGAUCGAGCGACUGGGAAUCACUGUACCGGAGCUGGUGGAGAACUCACCAUCUUUGAGUGAUGAUGGCUCCAUGAUAUUGGGGUCACAGAGCUCUACCGUGUUCUAUGUAGAUAUUCAGUCAGGAGAGCUCUUGCGUACCUUUUCCAGCAAGGACGUCGUCGAUGCCGACCAAUUCAGCAACUUGGGAGGUAUGAACAAGGAGAUCUCCAGGUCAUCUAUCCUGCCCAUGGGACGGCGUGAUUAUGUCAUCCAGGCAGUAGACUAUGCAACUGGGGUGGUGCAAUGGAAUGUGUCAUUCUCUCAUAUGCAUCAGCUGGACAUGGCAAUCGUAAAGGAUGAGAAGGCAGUGGCAGGGUUUCUAUCUGGAAAAGCUGCACCUGAGAGUGCCAGCUCUUCCCCUGAUGCUCCAAGCCUGGAAUGGGGAGCAGAUUAUUCUCUCCAUGCCAAGGACCCGAUCUCCGGUUUGGCGAAAUGGGACAUCAGUUUCCCCACGCCUCCUGUCGUGGCGUACACUCUGAAAGGCGGAGGUCAAGACGUCCUACCUUUGUGGUCGCCUGACUAUGGCCUUUCCCCGCCCCCCCUGGCGUCUUCCCCCGGCGUGUGGUCGAGCAACGAGGAGCACAUAUUCAUCGGAGCUAUUGCAGGCGGUGGGUUGUAUGCGCUGCCAGCGCCAGCAGCGGCUUUGAGGGCUGCGCUUGGGAAUAGGAAUCCUGAGGCGGCCUCAACGGCGGUGGUCCCUAUUGAGGAUGAGAGCCAGUGGACGAUGUGGCCAGUAGAGCAGGGGAGCUCAGGCAGCCUGAAGGAUCUGAGUUGCCUGCCUGCAGUCAAGCCUCCAGCACGUGGAGGGGCCAGCCAGGAUUACCUGUCAGCCACUCAAGGCACCUCAGUGGCACCUUUGGAGAGACUCAUGAACUACGUCAUGGGGUUCUUUACGCUUACAGCAAUGGUGGUUGGAGCAAUUUUCUUUAAGACACAAAAUGUCAAGGCAGCGGAGCCUGUUGGAGUGCCUGGAGGGAGCAACACAGCUUCCGUUCGGUCACGUGACCUUUCUGCUCAAACUGAUGGCUCUGCAUUUGCAACGAGUGCAUCCAGCUCAAAUUUCUCCUCUGGCAGCGAUCCUAACCUGUCUGGGUCUACAAGCAACACCCGCUCCAGAGGGCAGGAUGGUGUUGUUCACAUUGGUCAGCUGCAAGUAGGCCCUGAAGUCAUGGGCGUUGGAGCUGGCGGCACUGUUGUCUAUGAGGGCAAUUUCUUGGGACGACCUGUUGCAGUCAAGAGGGUAUUGAAGGAGUUUGCUGACAUCGCAGCGAAUGAGAAGGACAUCCUCAUCCUGUCCGAUGAGCACCCCAACUUGGUUCGUCUGUUCGCGAUGGAGUCCGAUGACGAGUUUGUCUACCUUGCACUGGAGAAGUGUCAGAUGAACUUGUCCACAUUGGUGAGCUCAAAAGAUGGUGGUGAACUGCUGCACACUAGGGAUGGGAUGCCAACUGAGUACUGUUUGAAGCUUGUCAACGACAUUGCCUGUGGGCUGGCUUUUAUUCAUGCACGGGGAAUCGUGCACCGGGACAUCAAGCCGCACAAUGUGCUGAUAAAGGAUGGAAGGGCCAAAUUGUCUGACAUGGGGCUUGGCAGGCGGUUGGUUAAGGACCAGAGUUCUUUCUUCAGUGCAGGCCCAGGUGGCAGCUCAGGCUGGCAGGCACCGGAGCAGCUAAAGAUCAAAGAUGGCAUCCCGUCCCGGCAGACCAAGUCGAUGGACGUCUUCUCCUUGGGGUGCGUCAUCCACUAUUGCCUGACAGCGGGUGGCCACCCGUUUGGGAGCCAGAGCUAUGGACGGGACCCCAAGAUCCUAAAGGGCGACCCUGAGCUGAGCGGGCUGGACAAGCUCCCCUUGGCCAAGCACCUGAUUUCGGGCAUGCUUGAGAGCGAGCCAAGCAAGCGGCCGAACAUGAAAACGGUACUUGCACACCCCUUCUGGUGGACCAAGCGGAAGCAGCUUCAGUUCCUUAUUGAUCUCAGCGACAGGAUUGAAAACGAAGACCGUGCAGAGGACAAGAGUCUGCUGCGUCUGCUGGAGAGCUAUGUGAAGGAUGCCACUGGUGGCAAUUGGGGGGCACGCAUUGACCCCAAAUUGAUCUCCAACUUGGGGCAGUACCGCAAAUACACCUACACUAGCCUGAGGGACCUCCUGAGGGUCAUCAGGAACAAACACAACCACUUUAGGGAGAUGUCAGAAGACCUUAAAGUGCUGCUGGGACCCAUUCCGGAGGGCUUCUUGGGGUACUUCACAUCACGCUUUCCAGAGUUGUUGAUCGCCACAUAUGCUUUCGCCCUGGAGCACUGCUCACAGGAUUCCCCCUUGGACAAGUACUUUCCUGAGGAGCUGCGCUGUGCGAAGUCCCCCUCACAGAAUGCAGCCAGCCAAGGCGGUGGCAACUCUGGAACAGGCGCUGCUCACGGCCAGACCUCCAUGUUUGCAUUGGCCCCUGAGCUCCCACAGAGCACCAAUGACGAGUCCAGCACCGGUUUCAAGGCUUGGGCUUCAUCUGUCGACUCAGGCACGAAUGGGAGGGUUUCGCCACCAAGUCAGAAGCCACCAACCAACAGGCAGCCUGAUGAUGAAAUCUCUCUGCGCCCAGAGAAGCCCAGGUCGAGGCCAAGGCCAGCGAUCAGUUUGACAGAGGGCAGCAGAAGCAGGUCGGGCCCCUUGCCCCCUGGCCUUGGGCUCCCCCCGACAAAGAACAUCAGCCUGUUUGACGAGGACCGAAGCAGGUCGAGCAUGCUGCCCCCAUCUUUUGGCGGCUCGCCUCCCCGCAGCACCAUCAGCCUGGCAGAGGAUGGACGCAGCAAGUCUGUCUUGCUUCCACCCUCCAUCGGGGCCUCCCAAGGCCAGCCAACCAUCAGCAUCGCCGAGGAGGGUCGCAGCAGGUCUGGCCCGCUGCCACCCGGCCUGGUGAUUCCACAAUUCAGGGGUCCCAUGGCAGAGGAUGGUCGCGGCAGGCCCGACCAGGGCCUAUCCCCACCUCGCGGAGCGUUGAUGGGUGACGACUCCCGGAGAGGUGGUGGAUCGCUUUCUCCAGGCCUCAACCUGGGCAAGAGGAUGGUUCCCAUCGCAGACGACCGCAGGACCUCGUCCGGGCUGCUGUCGCCAAAACUCGGCCCGCUGAAGAGCGGAACGGGCACCCGAUGGGACGAUGUCCUCAACAUCAUCAACCUGGAUCAGGCAUCGCCGGAGGAAGGUGCGAAGAAGAGCGGUUUGACAGAACUGAUGGAUCCGCCCUCUGGGCCGACUUCGCCAGUGAGCGCCAGAUUGUCGAGCAGGGGUUUAAAUGGGGUCCGCACGAAGAGCGAGCCCAGGUGGACAUCUGGUGUCGGGAUGGAGAGGUCUAUCAGCCUGAUGGACAGCGGUGAACUCAGUGUCGGUUCCCCGGGAUCCCGAACGGGUCCCAAGGACUACAAGGAGCUGCAGAGCCCUGUGAAACCGAAGUCAGCAAACCAGCUGCGGCCGGACCUGCCCGUCGUCGGCUGGGAAGAGGACCAUGAGAACGACACGAGCACAGUCCUCAGCUUUCCGCACAGGCCUGGUCAACAGGUGUGCGACUUCUACGUGAAGACUGGAUUCUGCAAGUACCAUGAGCGUUGCCGUUUUGACCACCCAGAUGAAUAUGCCGUGCGCUUGAACGAGGACGGGCUCCCCAUUAGGCCCGGGCAGCAGGUCUGUGAGCAUUACAAACAAACGCACGAAUGCAAGUUCGGGGGUGCCUGUAAAUUCAACCACCCGAACAUGAAGCCCAUUUACGCUGGAUCUGAAAGGGCCGGCUCAAACGCUGCCCUUUCUUUCUGA